Molecule: messenger RNA, 486 nt
Organism: Lactuca virosa
Lineage: Eukaryota; Viridiplantae; Streptophyta; Magnoliopsida; Asterales; Asteraceae
Source: the annotation of a GenBank genome assembly
AUGGGAUUGGGAUCUUUGCUGAGAAUUGCAACGAAUGGAAUUUCUGGGAAAUUGGCACGUUUUGUUGUGAAUUCAUUCAACCCAUCAGAUAUAAAAAUCCAUCUACCUAAUGCAAAGAUAGACAUAACACCAGAACUUGUUCAUGAUUUGCUUGGAAUUCCUCUAGGUGGAAAAGAUAUAUAUAACACUGAUCAAUGUGAAGGAAAAGAAUUAAUGGACUGGAAGCAACAAUACAAUUUCAAGGCUAUGAGACCAUCGGAUGUUGAAGAGAAAAUUAAAGAAUCAUCAGAUUCAGGGAUUAUUUUCAGAACAAACUUUGUAUUACUGUUUGUUAAUACCAUUUGUGAACAGAAUAAGCCUGGAACUUGUAAGACAACAGUAUUGCCACAUUUGUUAGGCAAAACACCUAUGAGAGAAAUUGACUGGUGUGGUUUUAUAACCAAUUGCUUGAAAAUGUCAAGAGACGACAUGGGAUUAAACCGAUAG